Haemonchus placei is the source of this 1026-nucleotide messenger RNA. NCBI's taxonomy places the organism in Eukaryota, Metazoa, Nematoda, Chromadorea, Rhabditida, Trichostrongylidae. The record is from the annotation of a GenBank genome assembly.
AUGAGAUUAAGACUGUUCACUCUACUGCUGGUGGUCGCUGCCAAUGGAGGUUUUCUGAGUAAGAUCAAAGAAACAUUCACUGGUGAAGGCAGCAUCGGUCAAAGACUGAAGAACGCAACAAUUAUCACUGGUCAGAAGCUGAAGAAUGCAAAAGUCGCUGGUUUUACAAAGAUCUUCGAUGAAGGUUUCCUCAAGAUCCGUGAAAAGUUCAGACGCCUGAAGGAGAAAGUGGUGAAGACAUUGAAGCUAACGGCGGAACAGUUGAAGUCACUUCAAGAAAGACUCAAGAGAUGGCGGCCCAUCAAGAACGAUAAAGUCGCAGAGAAGGGAGACUCCAUCGAUGAGAUCAAUGACAAUAAUCACAUUGCUGAAGAUCUGUAACAAGGGGACGUGGUUCUGACAACGCAGACUGGCUGAAUCAGUUCAAUAAAGAGACACCACAGACCAACGACAACUACGGAAUGACGUACGAUUACGGUAGUCUCAUGCACUAUGGAGGAACUAGUGCAUCGUUCAACAAAAAGCCAACAAUGGUGCCGUUCGAUGUCAACUAUCAACAAACUCUUGGUUCUCCAUUCAUUUCAUUCAUCGAACUGUCCAUGCUCAACGAACACUACAAAUGCAAAGAAAGAUGCGACCCACGUACAUCAGUUAAAUGUGAAAUGGGCGGCUUCCCUCAUCCUCGAGACUAUGAAAAAUGCAUUUGUCCUGGUGGUUAUGGCGGAGCUCGAUGCACAGAAAGGCCAUCAGGAUGCGGCGAAAAAAUUCAAGCUUUUACGAAAUGGGUGACACUUGAAGAUGUUGUUGAUAACAACCGUGAAAAUGAAGACUUCCUGACAUGUAACUACUGGAUUGAAUCCCCAGUCGGAACCGAUAUUCAAGUUAGACUGCUGGAUUUCACGAAAGGUCUUUCUGUUGACGGAUGCAAAUAUGCCGGCGUGGAGAUCAAAACUAAUAAGGAUUAAACACUCACCGGUUACAGGUACGGCUGCGAUCGGCUUGAUAAUUUUGAGGACAUAUAUGUGA